This is a messenger RNA of Argiope bruennichi, 1191 nucleotides long. RefSeq lists its product as uncharacterized. The record is from RefSeq and is a predicted model, not a curated record. The transcript has 4 exons. Lineage: Eukaryota; Metazoa; Arthropoda; Arachnida; Araneae; Araneidae. Bases 1 to 1191 code for a protein of 396 amino acids.
AUGGAAGAAACAGACAGAGAAAUUUCUAAUUUUAAUGAAAUACCUUCAUCGAAUGUAAAGGACAUAGCAUAUGAAUCUUCCGACAAUAAUCCGGCACCUACAGAAAAUUCGAAAGGCCUGCCCACAGUUAGGAAGGAUGCAGAUCUCAAUGAAAGACAGAGAACCUUUGAUGAAUCGAAAACAAAAUGGCUCGAAGAAGCGAAGAAUUUUUCCGAUUCCGAAUCAUGUUUCUGGUCUGAAGUCCAAUACGUAAAUCAAUGCGAGGAGAUGAAUAAUUGCUUAGACAAUUUACUUUCGAACGGAAUGACAACCGUUUAUGUUUCCGUAUCGAAACUUUUCAAAUCAUUUAGAAGUGUUUUCGCAGGCAACCAGAAGCUGAAAAACAAAGUAUUUGAACUCGUAUCUGAAACUCGCUCAAUACAAAAACGGAACGAACAUUUGGAAGAAAGAAUCUCGGAGAAGGAAGAGAGAAUACAAAACUUAGAACGGCUAGUGGAUUCAGAUAUAAACAGAAUACAAAUGAUCGAGAGAACAAAAUUCGAACUGGAAUCUCAGCUGGAAGACUCGCAAAGGAAAUGCAAGGAAAUUGAAGAAAAGUCACAGGCAAAGAAGGAAGAUCCACGCAAGGAGCGAGAAAUUCUUUUCGAAAAGUACAGCGGCGCAUUAAAAGAAAUUGAUAUUCUGAAUUUGAAACUCACCGCUUCGAGGAUCGAGUCAGAGAGACUUGAAGCAGAGAGAGAACGCUCUCAGACCGCUCAGAAUGAGCUUCAGGACGAGAUCCGGUCGUUGCGGACUAAAGUGGAGACGCUCUCACGGCAGAGGGACGAGGCGCACAUCGGGUUCCUAUCGAGGAAUAAAGAAGCGCAGAGACAACUGGAUCUCACAGAGUCGCUGAAAAGAGAAAUUCAGAGUCUGAAAGUGGAAUUGGAUGCUACUAGAAAUAAAUCCAAAAUCUUGAUGAAUGAUCUAAAGUCAUGUGAAAAUAAGCUCAGGGAAGCGACGCGCCAUUGCAAUUUAUUAAACAAAAAUUUGGCUGCUCGGCAGUUUCAUUUGACUGUGCUCAAGACUCAGAAAGAGAAGUUGGAAGAAGCCGUCAAAGAGAAAAAAGACGAAGCUGAAAGUCUGAAAACGAGCAGUAAGAUCACGAGCAAGCUGAUGAGCUAUUGUCAGCCUAUGUCACCGUGCUCUUAA